AUGCGGGUAGGACCGCGGAUUGCGUCGUCGGUCAGCGUUUGGAAGGGCGAAGCUGAACUUCUAGAAGCUGUGUCCAGAUGGCGCAGUUCUCCAGGGGAACUGCAGUUUUCCUUCCUCGUCGGCGAAUAUCCGGAAGAGUGCAGAUGGCGCUCGGCGGGACUAUCUGUCGAUCCUGAGUCAUUCGCCAAGACUACAGCCCUCGAGGUGAUUCACGCGCGUUGGGCUAUGCUUGCCGUCGUCGCGUGCCUCGUCCCAGAGACCGCUUUCCGGAUACUUCAAGCUUCGCACCUCGCUGGCGGCAGCAACAUCGACUCCAUAAGAACCUCGAUCCUUGGUAGCACGACAAGUUUGAUCGAGUCUUGUGACUUUUGCACCGCGAAGACCAUCCUCGCUAUUGGCGCGAUCCAGAUCCUCGGCAUGGCUGCGGUCGAGGCGUUUCGGGUUGCAGGGGGGCCUCUAGGCGACGCAAGCGGCUCUGUUUAUCCAGGAGGUUUCUUCGACCCGCUGGGCCUGGCAGACAGCAGUAAUCCAACUGAGCUGGCGAAGCUAAAGGCUAAGGAGCUUCAGAAUGGGCGUCUGGCCAUGUUCUCUAUCUUGGGAUUCGCAGCACAGGCAGCCGUGACAGGGAAAGGACCAGUUGAAAACCUGAUGGAGCAUAUGGCGGAUCCCAAGGUGCACAACGCCUGGACGUACGCCGAGGGAUUGUUCCACUGA
This is a messenger RNA of Closterium sp. Naga37s-1, 714 nucleotides long. Lineage: Eukaryota; Viridiplantae; Streptophyta; Zygnematophyceae; Desmidiales; Closteriaceae. The record is from the annotation of a GenBank genome assembly.